This is a messenger RNA of Stegodyphus dumicola, 1757 nucleotides long. RefSeq names its product ER lumen protein-retaining receptor (gene KdelR). Gene Ontology annotation, molecular function: ER lumen protein retrieval receptor activity. Gene Ontology annotation, cellular component: membrane. The record is from RefSeq and is a predicted model, not a curated record. Lineage: Eukaryota; Metazoa; Arthropoda; Arachnida; Araneae; Eresidae. Gene Ontology annotation, biological process: protein retention in ER lumen.
GUCAAGCCACGUCACGGUAGUGAAUGCCUGCCAACUCUGCCGCCGACUUGAUUGUUGGUUAAUAAAUUGUUAAUACAAAAUGAAUGUUUUUCGAUUAGCGGGAGAUUUGUCUCACCUUCUCGCUAUUAUAAUUUUAUUACUAAAAAUAUGGAAAACAAGAUCGUGUGCAGGUAUAUCGGGCAGGAGCCAAAUCCUCUUUGCUCUUGUGUAUACGACUCGUUAUUUGGAUCUUUUCAGCAAUUUUAUAUCUGUGUAUAAUUCAGUCAUGAAAGUUUUCUUUAUUGGCACUUCAUAUGCAACACUAUAUUUGAUGUACAUUAAAUUCAAGGCCACCUAUGAUCGUAAUCACGAUACUUUUCGAAUUGAAUUCCUUGUCAUACCAGUUGUUAUUCUGUCACUUGUCGUAAAUCAUGAUUUUACUCCGCUUGAGAUAUUGUGGACAUUUUCAAUCUAUUUGGAAUCUGUAGCUAUUUUGCCUCAACUUUUUAUGGUGUCAAAAACUGGAGAAGCAGAAACCAUCACUUCACAUUACCUCUUUUGCUUGGGUUCAUACAGAGGUCUCUACAUACUGAACUGGGUGUACCGUUACUAUUCAGAAGGAUUCUAUGAUUUAAUUGCUAUCAUAGCUGGUGUUGUACAGACAGUUCUCUACUGUGACUUUUUCUAUUUAUAUAUUACCAAAGUUAUUAAAGGUAAAGCUCUGAAGUUACCUGCAUAAGGAAUGUGUUCAUGCUUGGUAUCAAAGCUAUUGUGCACAUGUCUCAUCAGAAGUAGGAGUUGGCAUUUUGAGGACUUUUCUUGAUAUUCAUAAACUGAGAUUUUAUGAGAGUGUGAAAAAUCUUCAUAACAUUGGUUUGUGUGCUCCAGUGUUUUUGUAUUUUGAAACUCGCCUCAUUCCGUGGUGCUGGUUUGAACCUGUGUAUUAUUGGUACCUUUACAUUACUUUCAUGACAUUUCUUCACUUCUGUACAUUUCUAAUCUCUUUUUUAAAUUAUUUAAUUCAGAAAUCUUGAACUGCUAUGUAAUUUCUUAAAGUAUAUACUUUUUACCUUAUUUUAUAUUGGAAACAUUUUUCUACAUGUGUUACAGCUGCUAAGUCACUGCAGUGGACAAUUGUAUUUAAUUUAAGUGCGUUUAUGUUGCUUACAUGGAAUUAGUUAAAAAAUUUGUGUUUAUAUUAUAGGAGUGUGUAUGAAGUUGUUUCUUGUGAAUUGGUUUGAAAUGUAAUGAAUAGGUACCAUGUAUUUGGCAAUGAAUGCACAGAUUUUACAGGUUGGGGACUUAGUAGCAAAUCUUCCACUUGAUGUGGAAAAUGUAUAUUGAGUUCUAAGUGUAUAAUGGAAAAAAAAAAAAAAGAACUUUUAUUAAUGUGCUUUAAUUUUGUGGUUAAGUUUAAAUAAUUUUGAAUAUGUGUGUGUGUUUGCAAAUUUCAGUCAUUUUCUUUUUUCUAAUUUUCCUGUUGCAUUGCUUGAAGAUUAUAUUAAAAAUUUGUUUCGUUUCUUUGAUCUGACAUUUUGUGUAAUAAAGACAUGCAGAAAAUAAAAGCUAGUCUGCAUAGUGUGUUUUAAUGUUUGCUAUAAAAAUUGCAAAAGCAAUCACUUAUAACAUGUCAGUACCUUAUUUUCUGAAUGAGGUUCCUGAAAAACCUGUUUUCUGUAUGCAGUUGAUUGCAUGUGUUAAUUUGUAUUAAAAUUUAGUAAUAAUCAUCAAUUUAUGAAAGCUUUGCAAAUAAAGUUAAAAUAUUUAUAUGGAGAAAA